Messenger RNA from Helicoverpa armigera (cotton bollworm), 1888 nucleotides. RefSeq lists its product as uncharacterized. The transcript is spliced from 10 exons. The coding region runs from base 794 to 1888 and encodes 364 amino acids. NCBI's taxonomy places the organism in Eukaryota, Metazoa, Arthropoda, Insecta, Lepidoptera, Noctuidae. The record is from RefSeq and is a predicted model, not a curated record.
AUGUAAAGAGACCUAAUGUAAAGACCCAUACCCACCAGGUAUUAGAAUACAAUAUCUUGAAUGUUCAUGUCAAAUCGUUGUUAACAUCUAAAUCGUUAAAUGGUCACAAUUUGGCAAUACGGCAAAGAAAUUUGAAAAGCAUUGUAAGAGGCAAGAAAGAUACCACAAGAAAAGAUAAGCAGAAAGUGUACGAAGAACUAAAAGGUGUCAUAAAAGCAAUCAGACAAUUUCUUAAAUGUAAUGACGGUAAUGUUGAAUCCAAUCAAAACAACGAAGUUACUCCAAAUAAUAAUCCUAUUGAAGAAAAUCUCGAUGCUACUAAACCUAUAGACAACACUGGCAUUGACGAAAAGAAUAAUAAAAAGAAAGACUCCAAGAAAGAUAGCUUGAAAAAACCAAAAAAAUCUAAAGAUUUGAAUAAAUCUAAAACAAAGAACUCGCGCUAUAGAAUAGCUGCAUUUCACACGUUCUUCUCGAACCAUUGGAAUAAUUUUAAAUGCGCUAUAAUGCCUUGCACUGCCCAGAAUAGAUCAGACAGUCCCCUAUCAAAAGAGAAAAAAAAUCAUAAACGAAGAAAAAAACGGAAAGAUAGCAUUGACUUGAAUGAAACGGACGUAGAAGAAUGUAUUGCGAGAAAGGAUAUUAAACAUACAAGAAACCUUAGAAUAUCAGCAUUUUUAGCUGAAUGGGAAUGGACCAAAAGGGAUUAUAGGAAAGAUAAGGAAUGUGAAGGAAAUGAUGAUUCUUUUUCUUUACCGAUGGCCCUCCAAUAACGACCAAUAAGAUCAUCGGUAUGGUUCAACUAAAAAAUUUGCCAUUUCAAUGGCGGGAGGCACCGCACGCGCAAAGGAACGGUCCCAAAAUAAAAAUUGUUCAGCAAGAUAAAAAAGAAAAGCCAGAGAAACUAGAUAAAAAGGACAAAAAGGCCCCAUGUCCCAUCACACACCAGUCCGACAAAUAUUUAAAGAUAUUCACGCCUCUACCCAAACAUAAACCGGAUAAACCUAAAAAGGAUAAAAAGAAUAAAAAAGAAAAAAAAGACAAAAAGGACAAAAAAGAUAUACUAAAAGCUCCAUGUCCCAUCACACACCAGUCCGACAAAUAUUUGAAGAUAUUUACGCCUUUUUCAAAACUUGCAGAAAAGGUCUGCAGCAAGAAAACUGUAGAAAAAGUUCGCAACAAAGUGAGCAUCGUGCCAACGCCACCUUCUCUACCACAUUCCAGUUUCUUGCACAAAAUGAUGAGUUCCUUGAACCUUGCUCGAGACAAAAGUUUUCCUAGAGAUGAAACUUCAAUUUGCUUAUCGAAACGAGCUAGUUUCUAUCGGCAGUUCACUAAAGAACUGACUCAAAACUCUGACGUCAUGGCCACUGACAUGUUAUUCAAAAAUGAAAAUUUCUCAAAUGAUUUUGCAGAGGACCCCUCCGAGUUCAUUGCAACUUCCAAAUUUGCAUUUAGCGACAACUUACUGGGAUCAGAAUUAAUCAUUUCUCGAUGUUCCAAAACUAAGAAGAAGGUUUCCAAACGCUGCAAAUGUGGGGCUUACGAUGAUCUGCAGAAGAAAUGGGCUCAUGUCAAACAAUGUUUAUCGGAGUCAGGGUGCAAAAACCCACUCGGGUUGAUGAAGAAUUUCUGCUCCUCCUUAUUUGGUCCGUCUUGUACCAUCGAAACGUGUCCAAAUAAAAAGAAAAAAUGCAAAGAAAGAAAGCCAAAACCGCCAAAACCGCCGAAACCGCCGAAACCGAGGAAACCAAAAAGACCUAAGAAGACGUGUGAAAUGAGAAAAACUUGUGUUACACAAACAGAAAGAUCAUGCAGACCUGCGAAGCCAGAGGCCGUUCAAACUCAGUGUUGUAGAGACAAUGAGACACAGAUGACUCAGAAAUAG